GCUGCUUGCAGCUUUAAUUUUUUUUAUUAUUUCCAACAAACGCCUGUGCAUUCUUUUGAAAAAUAAACCGGAAGUGUAAGAUAGGAGGGUGUGUGACUUUCCCUCCCCUUCCACGGGUCUGCCAUUCGUAGAAGCAGCCUCGCAUUGGAGGAUAGGAUGGUACCUUGAGGAGAAAUUCGCUGUUGGACCAGCGGCCCCGUCCAUUUCACUCUGGGUGCAGAUUCAAUAGUUUGCUCUGAGCGGGAUCGGCAAACAGUAGCGUUUCCAGCUGCAUCUGCGUGACCUUGCGCUGACUGUAAUAUCAGAGGGAUUUCAGAAAGCAGCCGCGCGGUAAGGUCGUUACCAUGGAGAUUGUCAAGCAUUUAAUAAACGACACCAUAGAGUUCUACAAAUGGACCCUGACUAUUGCAGAUAAGCGAGUGGAGAAAUGGCCUCUGAUGGACAACCCGCUCCCCACGCUGGCUAUCAGCAGCUCCUAUCUGCUCUUCCUGUGGCUGGGCCCCAAAUACAUGAAGAACAGAGAGUCUUUCCAGCUCCGCAAGACGCUCAUUGUUUACAACUUCAGCAUGGUCUUCCUCAACUUCUUCAUCUUUAAAGAGCUCUUUAUGGCAGCUCGGGCAGCACAGUACAGUUACAUAUGUCAACCUGUGGACUACUCUGACGAUCCGAAUGAAGUUAGGGUGGCAGGAGCUCUCUGGUGGUAUUUCAUCUCCAAAGGCAUUGAGUACCUGGACACAGUGUUUUUCAUUCUGAGGAAAAAGUUCAACCAGGUCACCUUCCUGCACGUCUACCACCACUGCACCAUGUUCACGCUCUGGUGGAUCGGCAUCAAGUGGGUGGCCGGAGGACAGUCAUUCUUUGGUGCACACAUGAAUGCACUGAUCCACGUCUUGAUGUAUCUGUAUUACGGCUUGGCCUCCUGUGGACCGAAGAUCCAAAAGUACCUGUGGUGGAAAAAGUACUUGACCAUCAUUCAGAUGGUCCAGUUCCACGUCACCAUCGGCCACACCGCCCUGUCGCUGUACGUCAACUGCGACUUCCCCCACUGGAUGCACUACUCCCUCAUCUGCUACGCCAUCACCUUCAUCGUCCUGUUCGGCAACUUCUACUACCAGACAUACCGCCGCCAGCAGCCCGCACGCCGCGACGCCGCCUCCUCUUCGAAGGCGGGCAAGGCCGUCCCCAACGGCAACCUGAACGGCCUGAGCAGAGCCGCCAACGGAGCGCCGCUGAUGGGGAGCAAAGAGGAGAAGCCCCAGGAGAACUCUGGCAGGAGAAAGAGGAAAGGACGUGCUAAAAGAGAUUAGACGGGGGAGGUGAGGCGAAAGGUGGGCUGGGGUCUCUACUCGAAACAUGAAACACUUAAUUUGAGGAGGAUUUAGACGGACGUGUUCGGGUAAGGUUCAUUUCUUUAAGUCAUGUCGACCUGAGUUGUUCUUGAUAAAAAUAAUUAAAAAAAAAAAAGAGAUCUUCUGUGGGAGGGAAUUGAUCUGUUUAACAGUAGGGGUCAAAGGUCAGACGAGAGAUGGCCACUAAUAACCCAAAAAUAUCGUCGAGGGGGGUUUGGAUAUAUCGUAUUAUUCUGUCUUUUUCAUCGUGGUUUAGAUCUGGUACGAAAAGGAGCAUUAAGUUUCCCCGACAUAGAGAAUGAGAAGGAAACGUCUCACGGAUCCAUCUCGGCGGUGCCGCAGCAGCUCCUUCAGAGGAAGUCUGAGGCUGUAAAUAGCAAACACUGUAAUGAGACAGGAAUACAGAUGGCAACACACGCACAAACGUUUCAGUUUCUACUUGAACUUAGAGUUUGUUUGUUCAUCGUCUUUUUAGCUAUAAAAAUGACAACAAUGUCGUUUUGUCCUCCUUUUCCAAGCUCGUUGAAAAUGAGACAUCUUUAGAUUUAUUUGUUUAGAUGUGUUUUUUUUUUUUUAAAUCACUGUUCACUUUCAUGUAGGGAAUCUAACUUUGAGAAUGCCAUCUAUUUACACGCAGCAAAGAGUAAAAAUGUACAUAGAAACAAAAAAAGAAACGAGAGUGGGAUGAUGUUCCGUCUUUGCUCACCAGGCGGGAUAACGAUCGUCUGCUUUGUCUGUAUAUCACUAGCACUGAUUUUUGUAUAUCCAUACUUGUUUGUCAUGUGAUGAAAUGUUACCAAUGUUCUCUGAUGAGAUUCUCUGUCCCCCCCCUUUUGACAGAAAAACGGGUGGAUUUUUGUUGUUUGACAUGUUUUCCUGUCUUUUUUUUUAUAUUAUAAAUUUUCCUCAUCUCGCGGUUUUGUCUUGGAACCGGGAAGGAAGGCGGCGGCGCGGUUCUGGGUUCGCUUUUGCGUUUACACGGAUUUUGGGUCUCUGUGACUACCUUUUAGCACUGCUUCUCUUCUAAUAAAAUAUCUUUGAGCUUCUCUUCUGUUUGCAGCCAAACGCUCAGGCUUCCUUUCAUGCCCUGAGCUAAGUUGAAUGUAAAUUUAUCUACAAAAGACUCGGAUUGAAAGAGGCGGGCAGCCCUUUCCCUCUUUUCAGUCCAAGUCUGUCUUCUAUUUAAAACUAGAGCUGGUGACAGGUAUGUUAUUUUACUUUAAGGAAAAGAAAAAAAAAAACAACUUUGCAUUGCC
This is a messenger RNA of Xiphophorus maculatus (southern platyfish), 2605 nucleotides long. It is a transcript of the gene elovl4a, whose product is annotated as elongation of very long chain fatty acids protein 4-like. The record is from RefSeq and is a predicted model, not a curated record. The transcript has 7 exons. Gene Ontology annotation, biological process: fatty acid elongation, polyunsaturated fatty acid; very long-chain fatty acid biosynthetic process; sphingolipid biosynthetic process. Lineage: Eukaryota; Metazoa; Chordata; Actinopteri; Cyprinodontiformes; Poeciliidae. Gene Ontology annotation, cellular component: endoplasmic reticulum; endoplasmic reticulum membrane. The coding region runs from base 345 to 1307 and encodes 320 amino acids. Gene Ontology annotation, molecular function: fatty acid elongase activity.